AUGGAUAUCUAUUCUGAUGUAAAUGAGCAGUUCAUUUUGGAAGAACUAGCGGCUAUUACGGGGGUAGCAAUUGUUGCAGCCGGUGAGGCAAUGUAUGAUAUUCAACGUACACCUUGUUGGACAUCAUGGUACACAGGACAUAUGUACAUGACAGACUUGCUACGAGGUAAUAGGAACAAAUGUUUGACAGUGUUGAGGAUGGACAGGUGGGUGUUCAGGGACUUAUGCAAUGAAUUGAGCACGAGGUAUGGCCUCGAACCAUCUCGUGAACUAAGUGUGAAAGAGAUAGUCGGGAUGUUUGUUUACACCGUAGGAAAUGGUGUCGGCAAUCGGACUAUGCAGGAUAGAUUCCAGUAUUCUGGAGAAACAGUCCAUCGCCAGUUUCAUAAUGUAUUGAGCAGUUUGAUUCGGAUGUCAGACGAUAUUAUCCGACUAAAGGAUCCAACAUAUUCGACAGUCCCGACGUACAUAGAAGAAGACGACAGAUAUUUUUCAUACUUUAGGGAUUGCAUCGGGGCAAUUGAUGGUACGUACAUUCAUGCAUCAGUCCCUCAUGAUGAUCGGACAAGAUUCAUUGGGUGCAAAGGUGUGACCACGCAGAAUGUGAUGGCAGCAUGUGACUUCGAUAUGUUAUUCACUACGGUUCUCUCUAAUGCAAACUCAAAGUUUCCCCACCCUCCCCCUGGAAAAUAUUACUUAGUUGAUUCGGGAUAUGUGAAUCAAAGUGGAUAUCUAGCACCAUAUAGGGGACAGAGAUACCAUUUAGAGGUAUUCCGAAAUGGUCCUGAUGUAUCGACACCACGGGAAGCCUUCAAUCAUGCACACUCAUCUCUCCGUUUGGUAAUUGAGCGCACAUUUGGUGUGCUAAAAAAUAAGUGA
Messenger RNA from Tripterygium wilfordii, 879 nucleotides. RefSeq lists its product as uncharacterized. NCBI's taxonomy places the organism in Eukaryota, Viridiplantae, Streptophyta, Magnoliopsida, Celastrales, Celastraceae. The coding region runs from base 1 to 879 and encodes 292 amino acids. The record is from RefSeq and is a predicted model, not a curated record. The transcript has 3 exons.